Sardina pilchardus (European sardine) is the source of this 898-nucleotide messenger RNA. Its product is annotated as transmembrane protein 272-like. The transcript is spliced from 5 exons. The coding region runs from base 149 to 739 and encodes 196 amino acids. NCBI's taxonomy places the organism in Eukaryota, Metazoa, Chordata, Actinopteri, Clupeiformes, Clupeidae. The record is from RefSeq and is a predicted model, not a curated record.
UCGGUAUCCGUCACCGAUAUUGUGGAAUGCAGUUGUGCUGCGGGGAGACGGAGUUGGCAAACCAGAAAAUCGGCGCGCGCCCUACCACAUUUUACGCCAUCCUUGCAGAAUUCUGUUACUUCCUUUUGAGCAGGUGCACUUAAUCAACAUGACCGCAGGAUUGGAGAAGGCAUGCCACCGCUGCCUGUCCAAAGCAGCCAGUAAUGCAUACCUUGUGGUGGGACUAUUGGCUUUCUUGGCAUUGCCCCUCACAAUGGCACUUGUUGGAGCAAAGAAUAUUGAUGAGUGCCCAGUUCAGCCAAUGAUCCCUCUGUACUUGUUAGUGGGGGGAGUGGUUGGCAGCAUGAAGGUCUCCCUCCUUCUCUACGACAUCAUGCACAUUCGCUCCCUCAUCUCUAAAUCCGUCGUCAUUGGCGACGAUGAUGCCGACGAGUAUCCGUGGCGACAGAAUGCUCACCGUUACUACGUCCACGUGAUCCUGAGCAUCUUCCUGUUUGUGUGGUUCCUCUUGGCCAACUACUGGGUGUUCUCGGUCUACACGCCGAACUUCAUCGCGCCCUUCCACCAGCCCCAGGAGUACUGCAGGAAGUCUCUGUAUGUGUUUGCGGUGUUCGUGCUGGGCCUCAGCCAUGCAGUACUCGUGCUGCUCCUCUGCUGUGGGGUGUGGAUGCGUGUGUGCCACAGAACCAGCACUCGCAAUGACUAUGGGGAUGAUGAUGAUGAUGAUGAUGAUGAUUGAGGAGUCUUCUGUUAUUGAUAAUACUCGCCCAGAGACAACCAUCAUGGUUGAAGUCCUAAGAGGAUGCCCUUACAGACAUCAGAUGAACUUACUGUUACCUGGAGAUGUCUAUUGUGUUAUUUGUGGCUGUUGUGUAGUGCAUGAUGUCAUGUGACACAG